GGAGAGGAGGGCCGGCGGGCGGGCGGCGGUCACUCACUGGCCAGGCGUGGGCGCACGCGGGGCCGCACUGAGUGCAGAACGUCGUCCGCCUCGUCGCCUGAGCCUCGAGCACUCUCGGCCGCCGCGUCACCUGCCCUCCGUGCUUUCGUCCGGCCCUCGGCCCCGCUGCGCGGCACCAUGCCCGCCGUGGACAAGCUCCUGCUAGAGGAGGCGUUGCAGGACAGCCCCCAGACUCGCUCUUUACUGAGUGUAUUUGAAGAAGAUGCUGGCACUCUCACGGAUUAUACCAACCAGCUGCUCCAGGCGAUGCAACGCGUCUAUGGAGCCCAGAAUGAAAUGUGCCUGGCUACUCAACAGCUUUCUAAGCAACUGCUGGCAUAUGAAAAACAGAAUUUUGCUCUUGGCAAAGGCGAUGAAGAAGUAAUUUCUACACUCCACUAUUUUUCCAAAGUGGUGGAUGAGCUUAAUGUUCUCCAUACAGAGCUGGCUAAACAGUUGGCAGACACAAUGGUUCUACCAAUUAUACAGUUUCGAGAAAAGGAUCUUACAGAAGUAAGCACUUUAAAGGAUCUUUUUGGACUCGCCAGCAAUGAGCAUGACCUCUCAAUGGCAAAAUAUAGCAGGCUUCCUAAAAAAAAGGAGAAUGAAAAGGUGAAGACUGAAAUUGUAAAGGAGGUGGCAGCUGCCCGGCGGAAACAGCAUCUUUCAUCCCUUCAGUACUACUGUGCUCUCAACGCGCUGCAGUACAGAAAGCGAGUGGCCAUGAUGGAGCCCAUGCUAGGCUUUACCCACGGACAGAUUAACUUUUUUAAGAAGGGAGCAGAGAUGUUUUCCCAAAGUAUGGACAGCUUCUUAGCCUCCGUUGCAGACAUGGUUCAAAGCAUCCAGGUGGAACUGGAAGCGGAAGCGGAGAAGAUGCAGGCAUCCCAGCAAGAAUUACUUUCUCUUGAGGAAGCUGUUUACACUCCAGAUUUCGAUGUGGCUGCACCCCAGAUCAACAGGAACCUCAUCCAGAAGGCUGGUUACCUUAACCUUAGAAAUAAAACAGGGCUGGUCACCACCACCUGGGAGAGACUCUACUUCUUCACCCAAGGCGGGAAUCUCAUGUGUCAGCCCAGGGGCGCCGUGGCUGGAGGCUUGAUCCAGGACCUGGACAACUGCUCAGUGAUGGCGGUGGACUGUGAAGACCGACGAUACUGCUUCCAGAUCACCACUCCCAAUGGAAAAGCGGGAAUAAUCCUCCAGGCGGAAAGCAGAAAGGAAAACGAAGAGUGGAUAUGUGCAAUAAACAACAUCUCCAGACAGAUCUACCUGACUGACAACCCAGAGGCAGUCGCCAUCAAGUUGAAUCAGACGGCUCUCCAAGCAGUGACUCCAAUUACAAGUUUUGCAAAAAAACAAGAAAGCCCUUGCCCCAGCCAGAACAUGAAAAAUUCAGAGGUGGAAAAUGACAAGAUUGUUCCCAAAGCAGCAGGCAUACCUGAAGCUGAACAACUAAUUGCACCUGGAACACCUAUUCAGUUUGACAUUGUACUUCCUGCUACAGAAUUCCUUGAUCAGAACAGAGGGAGCAGGCGUAUCAACCCUUUUGGUGAAACUGAGGAUGAGACGUUUCCAGAAACAGAAGAUUCUCUUUUGCAACAGAUGUUUAUAGUUCGGUUUUUGGGAUCAAUGGCAGUUAAAACAGACAACACUACUGAAGUGAUUUACGAAGCGAUGAGACAAGUAUUGGCUGCUCGGGCUAUUCAUAACAUCUUCCGUAUGACAGAAUCCCAUCUGAUGGUCACCAGUCAAGCUCUGAGGUUGAUAGAUCCUCAGACUCAAGUAACAAGGGCCAACUUUGAACUCACCAGUGUCACCCAGUUUGCUGCUCAUCAAGAAAACAAGAGACUGGUUGGCUUUGUGGUCCGCAUGCCCGAAUCCACAGGCGGAGAGUCCCUGAGCACAUAUGUUUUUGAAAGCAACUCAGAAGGCGAAAAGAUAUGUUAUGCUAUUAACUUGGGAAAAGAAAUCAUUGAGGUUCAGAAGGAUCCAGAAGCAUUGGCUCAAUUAAUGCUGUCCAUACCACUAACCAAUGAUGGAAAAUAUGUACUGUUAAACGAUCAACCAGAUGACAAUGAUGGAAGUCCAAGUGAAAACAGAGGCGCAGAAUCUGAAGCAUAACCUUCUUGCGCCUUUGGGUGAAGAGCACCCAGGAAGGAGAGCUACCUCCUUAAGGGUUUUCAACUUCUCUGAUACAGGCACACCACUUGGCUUCAGAAUGCUGACAGCUGCUUGUGGAACGUACUAUUGAUGCCUUGAUACUGAGACUUGGGAGGGAAACAGUAAGAAAUGGUUGACAACAUACCCAUCUACAAAUGUUAUUUUAGGUGCUUUGUGGUAAGUCCUUUUCUUAGAUUGCAUUGUUCAGCGCUCAGAAUGAAAGCUAUGGAAAAAAUGCAUUGUUCACUUUAUUUCAGUGUCAUCUCUUUUCAGUUUCCAGUAUCUUUUCAAAAAAUGGUAAAAGCCUAGAUUUAUAAUUUGAUAAACACUAAAUAUUUCCUAUUAAUAUAAUCUAUUUUUGUAUUUUACUUAAUGAGCUUUAAGUGCCUGUCAUUCUGAAAAUUGUAUAUUUAUAAUCAAGUUUGUCUCGUAAUUGGACCUAACAGCAUUAAUGUGCAGUUAGGUGAUGAGCCCUGUGCUUUGAGGCGCAAGCACUAGCAGAAUGCAGGUCUAAACAUCAUGCAGUAAAAAGACAAGCAGAUGAGUACCACAAAAGAUGUUUCGUUUUACAGUGGAACCUUAAUGAACCAGCAUCCAGAAGUUCAUGGUCCUUUAGAUACUGUUUUUAGGGGUGGAUCACCAUGGACAGGGUGCAGCUCUACCAAUGCCUGUUUCUUCUGAGCCAGACCCUCCUUAAAGAAGGGACCAAUUAACUUUAAAACUCACUUGAAGCACAGCUGGCCAUGGGGCUUGGUAUAAAAGUUCCAAUUUCCAUCCUGACACAGACGGUUCCAGGCAUCCCAGCCCACUAGGAAACAAGUAUAAUGAUCUUUAAUUGGUACAGUAUGUUUAAUUAUAACAAAGUUCAACAGAAAUAUCACUUUCUUUGUAAUAAAUUAACCUAGCAAUAAAAGCUAGCAAAUAAAAACUUUGUUUCUUUU
Molecule: messenger RNA, 3143 nt
Organism: Delphinapterus leucas (beluga whale)
Lineage: Eukaryota; Metazoa; Chordata; Mammalia; Artiodactyla; Monodontidae
Gene: APPL2
Product: adaptor protein, phosphotyrosine interacting with PH domain and leucine zipper 2
Biological process (GO): signaling
Cellular component (GO): endosome membrane; cytoplasm
Molecular function (GO): protein binding
Source: RefSeq, a predicted model, not a curated record